AUGGAGCGAGAAAAUGAAGUCCUGCGUCUGAAGCAGGUCGAGAGCGAGCUGAGUGUCGUUCAGGAGCGCCAGGACAAAGAUCUGGUGCUAGCUUCAGCGAUUCAGGAGAUGCGCGACCGUCUCCGACGACUAGAGGCGGAGGCUAUUGCCAGUCGAGAACACGCUGCCACGGUAGCGAGUGCUGCUGACAGUAAGACAAAUAACAAGGAGGUAGGGACACCGACGGUAGCAUCAGUAUCAAGUGAGAACAAGAUCGAUGCAGCGUUGGCCGUGCUAACGGCCAAGGAGAAGCCUCAAGAGCAGAAUGAGGAAUCGCCUAGUUGGCUCACCUCGUCGUUGGACGGUGCUCAGGGACGCAGAGAUAAACGCCAUCAGGAAAUGUUGCAAGGGGAUAUUGCAGCGUAUAUCGCCAAGCAAAAAGAGCAGGCUAAGUAA
Messenger RNA from Phytophthora nicotianae INRA-310, 435 nucleotides. RefSeq lists its product as hypothetical. Lineage: Eukaryota; Oomycota; Peronosporomycetes; Peronosporales; Peronosporaceae. Bases 1 to 435 code for a protein of 144 amino acids. The record is from RefSeq and is a predicted model, not a curated record. The transcript has a single exon.